GGCUGGGAAUUCAACGUUAUACCAUAUGUCAUCAGUCCUAUAUCAUCUGUCUUAGUUGGCUGGCUUAUAGAGAAAUUGAUUCAGAAAGGCUAUAAUUUAUUGUUGAUCAGGAAGUGUUCCGAGGCAGCUUCACAGUAUGUCCGAGUGCUUCUUUUAACACUGAUUGCCAACCUGCACAGCUAUGAGGGAGUAUUGUUUUGUGUUGUUUUGUGCUUUGGAGUUGGACCAUUCCAUACAGCUGGUGUUCAUAUGAAUCCAAUGGACAUUGCCCCUCAGCAUGCCGGAACUGUUUUUGGAUUUAUGAAUUCUGUUGGAGCUCUGCCUGGAAUCAUUGGUGUAUAUACCACUGGAUACAUACUAGAAACGACCAACAGCUGGAAGCUAGUCUUCUAUGGAACAGCAUUCCUCAACUUCAUAGGUUGCUCACUAUUUUUAAUGUGGGGAAGGGUUUCACCCAUCAUAUCAUCCCCAACAAUAAAUUCUGCAGGCCCUGACCUCUAAUUAGUUGGUUAUUCAGUGUAGAGCUAAGAAAUGAACUAUUUUAAUUCUCUUGUUCUUCCAAGGGAAAGCUAUCCAUAUCACCACUUGACAACAGAAAGUCUUCCACAUCAACAACAUACAACAGAAAGUCUUCCAACAUCAACAACUUACAACAGAAGGUCUUUUCACGUGUCGCAGUAUUUUAUCAAGUUAUUUUCAAAUUUUAAUUAAUCUACUUUUGUUUGUUAUACCAAUUAAUAUAGCAUAAAAUCA
Limulus polyphemus (Atlantic horseshoe crab) is the source of this 753-nucleotide messenger RNA. RefSeq names its product solute carrier family 17 member 9-like. The annotation marks the transcript as partial. The record is from RefSeq and is a predicted model, not a curated record. NCBI's taxonomy places the organism in Eukaryota, Metazoa, Arthropoda, Merostomata, Xiphosura, Limulidae. The transcript has 5 exons.